Condylostylus longicornis is the source of this 1128-nucleotide messenger RNA. Its product is annotated as NADH-cytochrome b5 reductase-like. The transcript has a single exon. NCBI's taxonomy places the organism in Eukaryota, Metazoa, Arthropoda, Insecta, Diptera, Dolichopodidae. The coding region runs from base 125 to 1051 and encodes 308 amino acids. Gene Ontology annotation, molecular function: oxidoreductase activity. The record is from RefSeq and is a predicted model, not a curated record.
UAUGCUAAUGGAUAAAAAAACCAAUAAAAAUAUUAAGAGUUUAAUAUAAAUACAUGCAAUUUAAAUUCAUUAUAAGUACAUUUAUGAAUAUAUAAUAUUCAACAAAUUUAACAAAAUACAUAGAAUGAAUGUGGAGGAAUCAGACUGCUGUGGGAACGGUUGUGCUAAUUGUAUUUUAGAUAUAAACAAAACAUCGAAAGAUGUAGUUAGAAAAUUAGAAAACAAUAUUAAUUGUUUACAUACUAAAAAUUUAUAUGAAUUAAUAUCUGUGGAAUAUGUUGUGGAACCUGAUAUUUUAAAAAUGAGAUUUAAACUGAACACGCAAGUUAUCAGUGAUAAUCAAAGCAAUGAUUUGGUGCUUUAUAUUCCACCAGGGCAUCACAUUAUGAUGCAAACUAGUUUGUAUAGUCGUCCAUAUACCCCAUUUUGGGUGGAUGAAAAAAAUUUGCAAUUUGAAAUUUUAAUAAAUUUAAGACCAAACGGUGCAAUGUCAAAAUACAUUAAGCAACUUAGACUAGGAGAUUUAGUUUUAUUUAAAGGACCCAUUGGCAAAUUUCACCACGAAAUAAAUAAAUAUGAAUAUUUGCUAUUAUUCACCAACGGAGUUGCUGUUGCUUCAGUUAUACCUAUUAUAGAACAAAUUUUAAACAAUGAAGACGAUAUGACGAGAAUAAUUUUUUUUGGGUGUUUUACCGAUUUGGAGAACUUCUAUUUUAGAGAAAAUUUUUUUAAUUACAAACAAUACUGGAAUUUUAUUGGUACAUCAUAUUUGGCAAAGGAAAAUUGUGGAUAUGAUUGCAAGACGCAAGAUGAAAUUAAAAAUGAGAGUUGUAAUAAAAAGGAAUGCUGUAUUCAUUUAAAACAAAAACUUAAAUAUGGUGAAAAAAUACUUAACCGUAGGUUAACCACUGAAGAUAUUUCUGAAUGUAUAGAUAGUAUCAACACUAAUAAAGUAAAAGUUGUUGUCUGUGGUUCUAAAUCUUUUGAAAAUUUUAUUAAAGAAAGUUUGGAUAUCUGCAAAAUUAAUAAAGAAAAUAUUGAUGUACUAUAAAAAUUUGUAAUAGGUAUUGCUUCACAUUUAAUAUGUAAAAAGAAUUUCAUCAACAUCUUUUCUUCUUAAGUCGGGUA